GGAAGAUAAUAUGACGGGGGCGGAGGAUUCUUCCGCCGGUUCUUCUUCUUCCGAUGAUGAUUCCGACGAUACGAAGUCUGGUGAUGAACUUGCUUCCAUGGCGGCUGGACCCCCGGGCGAUGUUCCUCGUUACAAAAUUGACCUAAGGCUAAUUAGGGAAUGGCGGCAGAAGCUAACUUCUCACAAUAGGGCCCAAAUUCCAGACCCAAUGAAUUUCCGUUUGCGGGCUGGGCUUCACCCAAUGCGCCAUGUCCCUCGGAUGGUCGUAGUCCACCUAGAUUCGGUUAAGGCUGGGCUUAGAUUCCCAUUGCACCCCUUUUUUGUUUCGUUUUUAAAUUUCUAUGAAAUCGUACCAGCCUAAGUUAUGCCGAACUCCUAUCGGGUGAUGGCUGGAUUUAUUUGCCGUUGUGUAGAUGUUAAGGUUACACCUAAUUUAGAUUUAUUCCAACAACUUUUUAAAGUAUCCCCCCAGCAGACCCAUGGCUACCUAGUCGUCACUGCCCAAACGGGUCAUAUACUUUUAAGGGCAAUCUAACCUCAAUCAAGGGGUGGAAAGAUCAGUUCUUCUCCGUUUCUGUCCCGGACGGUCUGAUUCCAAACAACUGGAAUGCCUUUCCUCGUAAAUCACCAGAUCCGAUUCUUACUGAGAUGAUUUGAAAGGACAUUUUUGCAGUGGAGGAAGGCAAAACCUGCAACAUUCUAGCAUAUCUGACCCCCGAUCAACUUAUCAAGGAUGGGAUAGGUACUGCCCGCACUCUUGGGUCUACUUGUCUAAGAACCAAGUACCAUGGGUCGGGCGGUCCUUCCCGUGCGAGAAACGUUCUGAUCCCCUUUGUUUCCCACGUGAUAAGACCGCUCGGUACUAACAUUUUCCUUUGUCAAUUUCAGCUCCCAAUCGAGACAAUCCCAUGGAUAACAGUCGUGUGUUAGCAGCCGGUGGAGUGGGAAAAAGGAAGAAGGCCAAGAAGAACCCCAAGGCCAACCCUUUCACCGCCACUAAUCAAGAUGUUGGGUCUUCUCAGCCUGUUCAGGAGCCUAAUCCCAUUCAACAGGUUCCCCAUCAGGACCAACUCGAAGAUAUGCUGAUCGACGAUCGGUUUGGGUCCGAUCAGCUGCAUCAUUUUACUGAGCAUUUUCAGGCCGCUCAGGAUGCCAUUAUAGACGUGGGUGAAACCCACACUGUUCGAACGGAUCUCUCUAGCAGCUCUCGUUCAUGAAGUAUUGGAGAAAGCUGGUUGUUCUGCGAGCCAAGUCUGGUCCACCUCCGCUUUCUUCAAUAACUUUGCCAUCCCUCAGCUGCUGGUCGACCAGGCAGAGGAAUGUUUUGCCUUAGCGGCCUUGAAGGUGGGGAUAUAUAGCUUGCAGUUGAGGGAGACCCGGCUGGCCAAAGAGCGGGAUCUGAUCGUUGCUCAGACUUCAGCCGAACAAGCUCUUACUGCCGCCCUUGCAAACUCUGAG
This is a messenger RNA of Cuscuta europaea, 1458 nucleotides long. Lineage: Eukaryota; Viridiplantae; Streptophyta; Magnoliopsida; Solanales; Convolvulaceae. The record is from the annotation of a GenBank genome assembly.